This is a messenger RNA of Knipowitschia caucasica, 2136 nucleotides long. Lineage: Eukaryota; Metazoa; Chordata; Actinopteri; Gobiiformes; Gobiidae. The record is from the annotation of a GenBank genome assembly.
AUGCACAGCUGCUUCUCGCGUCUCUCUCACAACAUGAGGUCGCGGCGCCAACUGCAGCCUAAUGUGGAUGCUAACCUCCCCCUGAAGGACCGCACAGACAGAAGGUGUCUGAACAUGGAGCACACGGCUGUGACAGAAGCAUCCUCUGAGGUUCAAGGACCAGCCCUGGACCCAAACCCCAAACAGAGUCAUGUGGAGACUCCACUCUGUGCCCACGAGUCUGAGUUUAGUGACCUCCUCUCGCCCACAGAGGUCUGCAUUUCAUCCAACACAAAGCUUUUAAAAGAAGAAAAGAACUACGAGGUCCAGCAGGCCUUUAGAAUAUUCACAGACUUCCUCACAGAGAAGCACAAACACAUCACCAGCCCAUUCUUGCGUCCGGCCGUAGACAAGGAUGAAGAACCCCGCCAUGGCCACGCUAAAGUCAGCCCAUCCAUCUGCUUACGUAGGAUGGAGGAAAAGUUUGUGCAUCAGGAAUAUCGCAGCAUCACCGAGUUCGUGGCCGACUUCAGAUCCAUGUUGGAAAACUGUUACCGGCGCCACGGAGUAGACCACUGGCUGUCCAAGCAGGCGCAGCGGCUGGAGGUCCUGCUCGAGCAGAAGCUAACGCUGCUGUCCAGGAAACUGCGUGAAAAGACGACUCUCGCUGUGACAUCAAAAGGAAGAUUUAGUGUUGGAGAAGAACCAGCGUCUUCCACCAGGAGGCGACAGACUCGACAUGUGCAGACCCUGACCGCUGGAGGCCACGAGACCGCUAUGGUCCAAAGGCUGAGACUGGAAGAACAACUGAGGACCAGGGAGGAGAAAAGACAGCGUGAGCUCGAGAAGAAGGAGGCAGAAGAAAUGUCAGCCAAAGAGAUGGACGACUGGGAGCAGAGUUUACUUUCUCAGGCUUCUCCUCACAGUGUGGAGAGCCUUUGGGAGCUCCCAGCCAUCGGGCACUUCCUCUGCUUGGCUCAGACGGCUCUCAACCUCCCAGAGAUCGUCUUCUUCGAGCUGGAACGCUGUCUCCUCAUGCCUCGCUGCAGCACUCUCCUUUCCAAAACCAUGUCUGCUCUGCUCUGCCCGCCACAGAGGAGGUCUACCUUGCACCGUCGCCCCGCUUUGCCGUACAGACGCUGGGAGUUCGAGCUCAGGCAGAGAGUUCUCGUCUGGUACCGCUCUGUAGGGUCGUCACGGGAUCAGGCGGCUCACGCGGAGCAGCUCGGCCUCUGCCACCGGUUCUUCAGCGUCCUGGGGAGAAGCAGUCCUCUGGAGGCCGCCCCCUUUCACCUGCUGCCGUUUUACCAGCGUGUGUGGCUCCUGAAGGGCCUGUGUGACCAUGUGUACGAAACGCAGAGAGAAGUGCAGAAGGCGGUGCUAGCUCAGCCCAUUCAUGAAUGGGGCGCUAACAUCAGUUUGAAUGAAGGAGAAACUAAAGCAAAGCAGAGGCGCUCGCAGCCCAGAGACCAGAGUACGACUGAGAAAAGAAAAAGUAGAGAAGGAAUCGAUCUCACUCCAUCUAAGAAAAUCAAAAAUGAACGACACUCUGAACCGUAUUUUAAGUUGAUUUGCACCAACCUCGACGACUUGAGAGAUUUAAUCAAUAAGACGGAGAAUGAGCUCGACGAUCUACAGAGAAGGAAGAAGAAACUGAAUCCGUGGUAUUUAAAAAAAGAAGCUGUCCGGGAGCUUCACAGCACAUUGAUCCGAUUAUUGAAUGAGCUUACUCCCUGGGAACCUAAGCUAAUCAAAGCGUAUCAAAGAAAUAGAUUACGUAUCAAGAAGGAAUUCGAGGUUUUCAAAAGUCAUCCAGAAUAUCUCAACUUUGUGCGUGAAGAGUCAGUUUCGUCCUCUGAGGAGGAGGAGGAGCAGGGGUCUGUGAUUUGCCGUGAUCCUGAAACGAUAGCACUUCCUCUGCAGUUUGGAGGAACUGUACCAGAUUUGUCCACAAGAACUGAUUGUCAAAAGCCAGCUCUGACUGCCACAACCAGCGACAAUCACAGGAGCUUUAACUUCCUCCACUAUUGGCAAAAACCCAAUCAACUCAGUCUCUACUUCCGUUUUUACAUCUUCAGGAAUUUCUCCAGAUCCUGUCCAGUUUUCAUGCCCGAUCACUGUCCAUCCACACAACACACAACCUCCCAAACACCAUGA